Xiphophorus hellerii (green swordtail) is the source of this 3031-nucleotide messenger RNA. It is a transcript of the gene cnot2, whose product is annotated as CCR4-NOT transcription complex, subunit 2. The record is from RefSeq and is a predicted model, not a curated record. Lineage: Eukaryota; Metazoa; Chordata; Actinopteri; Cyprinodontiformes; Poeciliidae. Gene Ontology annotation, biological process: regulation of DNA-templated transcription. The transcript is spliced from 15 exons. Bases 120 to 1673 code for a protein of 517 amino acids. Gene Ontology annotation, cellular component: CCR4-NOT core complex.
AAGUGGUCUGCAGGUCGCGAGGUCAGAGAGUAAAGGCUCUUUCGGCUGGUGCUACACACAGCCAUCUUGGAUCUAACGAAGCGAAGUGAAAUUAAUGCGGUGACCAAAAAAAAAAAAGCAUGUUUGGUUCUAGAAAACCCUUUCCAGAUUUCGGCGACGGAGUCGACAACGACUUGGCUGAUGACAUGUACUACAACCAGUCCAUGUUCCACAGGUCGGACAAAGAUAUGUUGUCCUCUCCUUCGCCAUCGUCGUCCAGCCAGUUGUCGCAGCUCGGUGUGAGUUUGUACGGUCCACAAAGUGCAAUCGGCUUCCCAGUAAGGAACAUGGGAAACAGUACGCCUCAGUUAAACCGAAAUCUAACACAAGGGACGCAGCUAGCAAGUCACAUCACCCCAACAACGGGUGUCCCCUCCAUGUCCCUACACACCCCUUCCUCGCCAAGCAGGGGAACAAUAUCGAGAAACAUCCUAAACCACUCUCAGGUUGGACAGGGCAUUGGGUUAACCGGCAGGACCAGCAGCAUGGGCAGCUCAGGGCUGGGAAGUCCGAACCGCAGCUCACCCAGCAUCAUCUGUAUGCCCAAACAGCAGCCAGCGCGCCAGCCCUGCACCAUCAACAGCAUGUCAGGAUUUGGUAUGAACCGCAAUCAAGCUUUUGGGAUGAACAAUUCAUUAUCGAGCAACAUCUUCAAUGGCACAGAUGGGAGUGACAAUAUAAUGGGCCUGGAUCUGUCAGACUUCCCCGCAUUAGCAGACCGGAGUCGGAGAGAAGGGACUGGAAAUCCAACACCGGUGCUGAACCCGCUGGCUGGACGCGCUCCUUAUGUUGGCAUGGUAACAAAGCCAUCGACUGAUCAGACACAAGACUUCUCCAUACAUAACGAGGACUUCCCCGCACUGCCUGGGCCAAAUUACAAAGACCCCACACUCAACAACGAUGACAGCAAAACUAACUUGAACUCCACAAGCAAGAGCACAUCCAGCACAGAUGGUCCGAAGUUCCCUGGAGACAAGACGACCUCGGCACAGAACAACAACCAGAAGAAAGGGAUCCAGGUGUUGCCCGAUGGUCGGGUGACAAACAUUCCCUCAGGAAUGGUAACGGACCAAUUCGGCAUGGUGGGCCUGCUGACGUUUAUCCGAGCCGCAGAAACCGACCCGGGGAUGGUGCAUCUGGCGCUCGGAAGUGACCUCACAACACUGGGACUCAACUUAAAUUCACCAGAAAACUUGUAUCCAAAGUUCGCCUCUCCCUGGGCUUCUGCACCAUGUCGACCUCAAGACAUCGAUUUCCAUGUUCCGUCGGAGUAUUUAACCAACAUCCAUAUAAGGGACAAGUUAGCUGCAAUUAAGUUGGCUCGAUACGGUGAAGACCUGCUGUUCUACCUGUACUACAUGAACGGAGGGGACCUGCUUCAGAUCCUGGCAGCUGUGGAGCUCUUCAACCGGGAUUGGAGAUACCACAAAGAGGAGCGGGUUUGGAUAACACGGGCGCCCGGCAUGGAGCCCACCCUCAAGACCAACACCUAUGAGAGAGGCACCUACUACUUCUUCGACUGUCUUAACUGGAGGAAAGUAGCCAAGGAAUUUCAUCUGGAAUAUGACAAGCUGGAAGAGAGGCCUCACGUGCCGACAACGUUCAACUACAAUCCAGCCCAGCAGGCCUUCUAAGGCCCAACCAGUCCAAAGGCUGCAGCUGUUCCUGAACACAGCACUGCUGUCCAGGAGGGGGCGCUGUGACGCACACAGCUGGGGUUUUUAUUCCUGGAGGAUUUGGCUAACCGACUGCAGGGGUUGUCGACGUCGUCAUCAAUAAAACUGUCCUGCCUUUCUGAAUUUACAUUCUGCCCGAAAAACACACUUGUUCCGUUUUUAUUCUGUGUUCCCGUUUUUUGUUGUUUUUUUUUCUUGUUUUUUUUCUUUGUCUUUUGAGCAGGGUCUGUGUUAUGUUUACGUCUCUGAACCUGAAGCCUGUUUACUACCAGAGAGGAGGACAAAACCGUGUGAUGCGGGACUAUGACAGAACAUAGGUUUCACCUUUUAAUUACAGCAAGUGUUCAGAACACAAAACGGUGGGAAAAAAAGAAGCAAAGUUGACAUCCUCAAACACAAGUGAAAGGGUGAAAGAAAUGCAAUGUUUAUUGUUGCACUAUAUUUAGUAAUAAAAGAACACAAAAUUUGUUUGUGCUUUUUUAUAACACUCCCAUCACACAUUUUCCAUCUUUUGUUGUUUUUUUUUUUGUCUCGGAUUUGAUUUCUGUGUACUUUCCUUCAUCGUGUUCCAUCAAACUACAUCGCUUCCUCUGACUGCUGUAGUUGCUCCACCCGACACUUUUCUGCAUCUCUCUCCGUUUGACUUCUGUGCCAGCAAAACAUGGACGUAAAACCCUGCAAGGCGACUUCAGUCUCCACAAUCGUGGGGAAAUCCUCGCAGAGGCGGAACAAAUAACACAACUUUGCUCGAGAGCAAGCAAAACACUUUCCAGUCUUUGUUACUAUUUUUGUAAAAAAAAAAAAAAAAAGUGUACAUUUUGGUUUUUUGCAUCACAUAAGACUAUAUGUACGAAUGUGUAUAUAUGAUUGCUACAUAUAUAUAUGUCUGUAUAUAUAAAUAUAUAUAUCUAUAUGAUAUCUAUUUUGAGAGAAAUUUUGCCCUGCCUUGUACCUCGUUUUUUUUAUGAGGCGAGCAUGGAUAUGUGGAUGUAAUGAAUUUUCUGAAACUGCUGGACAGGGUGUCAUUUUGGCACUGUGGGCACUUACAUCAAAGUAAUUAAUAAAACAUCAAUAACGGAAAGGCCUAAAUCUCACUUUUCCCAGUUCGAAAGGAAAGACAGAAGUGUAAGGAGCGAUCUCUGUAGUUGCAGGCCAAAGUAAAAGAAGGGAUCCAUUUUAAUUCAGGCAGUAGUGAACACUAUUUCAUAGGGAAAUGAGAAAACUUGGAUUUGCCUAAAAAGAAUCGAAACCAGUCUUGUAUUUUUUGAAGUCAAAGCUUCUUUCCUUUGUAUUAAAGCAGACACGGCUUUCCUGAA